Messenger RNA from Physeter macrocephalus (sperm whale), 930 nucleotides. It is a transcript of the gene POU3F3, whose product is annotated as POU class 3 homeobox 3. Gene Ontology annotation, molecular function: DNA-binding transcription factor activity, RNA polymerase II-specific; RNA polymerase II cis-regulatory region sequence-specific DNA binding. The record is from RefSeq and is a predicted model, not a curated record. Gene Ontology annotation, cellular component: nucleus. The transcript has a single exon. NCBI's taxonomy places the organism in Eukaryota, Metazoa, Chordata, Mammalia, Artiodactyla, Physeteridae. The annotation marks the transcript as partial. Gene Ontology annotation, biological process: brain development; regulation of transcription by RNA polymerase II.
GCCGCCGCCGCCGCUGCCGCCGCCGCCGCCGCGCACCUCCCGUCCAUGGCCGGGGGCCAGCAGCCGCCGCCGCAGAGCCUGCUCUACUCGCAGCCCGGGGGCUUCACGGUGAACGGCAUGCUGAGCGCGCCCCCGGGGCCGGGCGGGGGCGGCGGCGGCGGCGCGGGCGGCGGCGCCCAGAGCCUGGUGCACCCGGGGCUGGUGCGCGGGGACACUCCCGACCUGGCCGAGCACCACCAUCCCCACCACCACCACGCGCACGCGCACCCGCCGCACCCGCACCACGCGCAGGGACCCCCGCACCACGGCGGCGGCGGCGGCGGCGCGGGGCCCGGACUCAACAGCCACGACCCGCACUCGGACGAGGACACGCCGACGUCCGACGACCUGGAGCAGUUCGCCAAGCAGUUCAAGCAGCGGCGCAUCAAGCUGGGCUUCACGCAGGCUGACGUGGGGCUGGCGCUGGGCACCCUGUACGGCAACGUGUUCUCGCAGACCACCAUCUGCCGCUUCGAGGCCCUGCAGCUGAGCUUCAAGAACAUGUGCAAGCUCAAGCCGCUGCUGAACAAGUGGCUGGAGGAGGCGGACUCGAGCACCGGCAGCCCCACGAGCAUCGACAAGAUCGCGGCGCAGGGCCGCAAGCGCAAGAAGCGGACCUCCAUCGAGGUGAGCGUCAAGGGCGCGCUCGAGAGCCACUUCCUCAAGUGCCCCAAGCCCUCUGCGCAGGAGAUCACCAACCUGGCCGACAGCCUGCAGCUCGAGAAGGAGGUGGUGCGGGUCUGGUUCUGCAACCGGCGCCAGAAGGAGAAGCGCAUGACGCCGCCCGGGAUCCAGCAGCAGACGCCUGACGACGUCUACUCGCAGGUGGGCACCGUGAGCGCAGACACGCCGCCGCCGCCGCACCACGGGCUGCAGACGAGCGUGCAGUGA